AUGCAGCGGGUGAGCAUGUACAACUGCUACGGGAACGUCACCUUCCUUAGCGCCAACUUGACCGAGGAACAGGACCCCUAUCCUAGUGAGACCCGCAACAACGGGGUCAUCGCCGACCUGUUCUUCAAGAUCUUCGAGAUGGACGUGUUCAGGAAGAACUACGACUACUUCUUCUUGAUGGAGUCGGACGUGGUGCCCAUUCGGCCGUACUGGCUCGACAACAUGUACGAGCACGCCGAGUUCGCUAUGGAGGACUUCUGGAUCAAGGGCUCCCUCUACCGCGGCCCAAAUACGCCCAAGGAGUACUGUAUGGGCAUCUACUGGGGAUGCGGUGACCACUUCAACGGCAACUCCAUGUACCGGCUUGGCGAUCCCGUCUUCGACAGCUUUCUUCGCUUUGCGAGAGACACGAGGGUGGAUCCGGGCAAGGAGAUCGGGAUCAACCACGACGCACAGAUCGUGCGUGUGCUACGCGAUCCGGCCGUGUGGCGAUUCUACCAGCGCUACGCCCAGAAGUUCGUCUACACCGAGUUUGUGCAGCACCGGCCUCCGCUCAUCAUCGACGACCUGCGGCGCACCUUCAACAACACCUUCAUCGUGCAUCAGGCCACCAACGAGCCGGAGGAGCCCCAAGAGGGCGAGAUGGACGAGAUCUAUCUCGAUCGCGCCAACAUCAUCCUCAAGCCCGCCUAG
Molecule: messenger RNA, 693 nt
Organism: Acanthamoeba castellanii str. Neff
Lineage: Eukaryota; Discosea; Longamoebia; Acanthamoebidae
Exons: 3
Coding region: 1-693 (230 amino acids)
Source: RefSeq, a predicted model, not a curated record